UUGCAAAUCAGACUUGGUUGAAUAGCAAUACAAAGCACAGAAAGACGGUGAUGCAUAAUCAAUAGAAAGCAAGCGCGCCCGUGCGUCUGUUCAUCUGGAUGGAAAAACCUGCACCGCUCUUUCACUGAACAUUACAAGCAGCCGCAUCUUCAAUGCCAGACUCAUUCUGCUUCGGUACCGGUGUGAAAGCCGGUGGUUUUCUCUGCGCUAUGGUCAUGGAACGGGUGUGUGAAAUGCAUCCAGCUUGAUGAUUUUGAUCGCCAGUGGACAGCUGUGAGGUCACGACAGCGCAAAGACCUUAGAAUGUAGGACUGCGUAAUUGUGCGUAGGUGCGUCGAACCGACACGUUUUAUUGUCUGAUCAAGAAUCGUGAGUGGGUCGUGAUGGUUUCUCACACGAGGGGAAAUCAUCCUCAUCCUCAUCCUCUUCAUCCUCACCAUCAUGUAACCAUCUAGUGGGCAGGUUAACUAACAGCUCUAUCGGGAUCUCCAGACCAAUGGAUCAGUGCGGACUGUACGAUGGAGUGUUUUUCUGUCCUCUCCGGUCCCAGCUGCUUUCUCUGAUCGGACAGGCUGCUCUAUUUGUCCCACAUGUCAAAUGAAGGCGUCUGAGAAACGGCGACAAUAUGGUCAUUUCUCCUCGGGUUGGCGUGAAGAAACGCACAACUGCGGCUUCACAUUGAAUAUUCAAGGAAAGCCAAGAAUCCCAGUAUCACAUGCAGAGCUAAUUCCCAGUGCUGUAGGGUUUAUUUCCCAUGGUGCUUUUGCUUGCGCAGGGACCUGUUCCUAAUGAAUAUAUUGCAUGUUUAAUCAUUUUCAGCUCUGUGAAUUAGGCCCGCUUGCGUUUAAAAAAAAAAAUAUUAUUAUUAAACUUGUGCUUUAGACGUUUGUUUAAUACGCUUCUAGCUUAUAUAAGGGGGUAUUUAUAUAAAAAAAAUCGUCGUAAAUGCUUCAGAAAAAAACGUUGUUUUUGUUUAUUCUUUUCCCUUUUAUUUGGAUGGAUUUGAAACAAACUAAGGUGCACAUGAUUGUUUGUUUUUUACAUCCGAUGUAAACACGUAAAUGCCGACAGAAAAGCGGCCUGUUUUAUGAACAGACCCGAUCCCGAACAGAUUCUAGUGGUUUUGUUCAAUAGAAGUGUGGCGGUGAAGCUUAAGACUCAUAUGCAGAAAUCAUGUCCAGGUCGAACAGCGUGAGUCCACCAGGCGUGGGAGCGCCGGUUCUGCGGGGAGGACACGAGCACAGAUCGGCCUGGGCUGAAGCCGAGGCCCUCUCUAACGGAUGUCCAUACUCGGCUCGAACAGAAAAGCUAACGCGCACCAGCAGCCGCUGGAGGAGGGAGGAGGAAGAAGAGGAGGAGGAGGAAGAAAAGAAACUCGCGGAGCGCCAGGCGGGACGCACGAGCUCCGUGGUGGCCCGGGUCAGUUUCAGGUCCAAGUCUGCGUGGCAAGACAGCGGCGGCAAGCAUGAGCGCUCAUCGCCGCGUCACGCCAAUGAAGAAGUGAGACCCAAAUCGGUGGAGCUGGGCUUGGACGAACGGACCAGGACCAAGUGCAGGGCAGAGGACGAGGCGCUUGCGCCCGACGUCGCCUUCUCUUGUGGCGCGUGCUGUCGCGGCGCCAUGCACGUCUUCAAAUCCAAGAAGUUCCAGUCUGAGAAGCUGGAGAGGCUUUACCAGAGAUACUUUUUCCGCCUGAACCAGAGCUCGCUGACUAUGCUUAUGGCCGUGCUGGUGCUCGUGUGCGCCGUCAUGCUCGGCUUCCACUGCGCCGCCGGGCAGUACCACCUCUCUUACGUGCUCGUGUUUUCGGUGUCCAUCACACUCGUGCUCGCGCUCAUGGUGGCGUGCAACCGCACCGGGUUCCACCAAGACCACAUGUGGGUGGUGUGCUAUGUAGUGAUCGCGGCUGUGCUGCUGGUGCAAGCGGUUGGCGUGGUGCUGGUGCAGCCACGCAGUGCUUCUGAAGGCGUGUGGUGGACCGUGUUCUUCAUCCACGUCGUGUACACGCUGCUGCCUGUGAGGAUGCGCGCUGCCGUCAUCACUGGACUCACACUCGCCACUAUUCACGUGCUGAGCUCCUGGAAACUCAACGAGUCAGACCCGUUUUUGUGGAAACAGCUUGUGGCCAACGUGCUGAUCUUCUCCUGCACCAAUAUAGUAGGUGUGUGUACACACUACCCAGCAGAAGGCUCACAGAGGCAGGCCUUCCAGGAGACAAGAGAAUGCAUUCAGGCCCGUCUGCACUCCCAGAGAGAAAAUCAGCAGCAGGAACGCCUCCUCCUCUCCGUGCUUCCCCGCCACGUUGCCAUGGAGAUGAAAGCCGACAUAAAUGCCAAGCAGGAGGAUAUGAUGUUUCACAAGAUCUACAUUCAGAAGCACGACAAUGUGAGUAUCCUCUUUGCUGACAUCGAGGGAUUCACCAGUCUGGCGUCUCAGUGCACGGCACAGGAACUGGUCAUGACCCUGAACGAGCUGUUUGCAAGAUUCGACAAACUAGCUGCAGAAAAUCACUGUCUGCGGAUUAAGAUCUUAGGCGAUUGCUACUAUUGCGUGUCAGGCUUGCCAGAAGCACGGGCCGACCACGCUCACUGCUGUGUGGAGAUGGGAAUGGACAUGAUUGAGGCCAUCUCAUUGGUGAGAGAAGUCACUGGCGUUAAUGUGAACAUGCGAGUGGGGAUCCAUAGCGGCCGAGUCCACUGCGGGGUCUUGGGUUUGAGAAAGUGGCAGUUUGAUGUCUGGUCUAAUGAUGUCACGCUGGCGAAUCAUAUGGAGGCAGGAGGAAAAGCAGGCCGCAUCCACAUAACUAAAGCUACUCUGAACUAUCUGAAUGGUGACUAUGAUGUGGAGCCUGGCUAUGGUGGAGAACGGAAUGUCUAUCUGAGGAAGCACAACAUUGAAACGUUCCUCAUAGUGGGAUGCAGCCAGAAGAGGAAAGAAGAAAAAGCCAUGAUUGCCAAGAUGAAUCGGCAGCGGACAAACAGCAUCACUCACAACAGCUCACACUGGUCUGAUCGGCCAUUUUAUAACCACCUGGGGGGCAACCAGGUUUCCAAAGAAAUGAAGAGAAUGGGAUUUGAAGAUCCCAAGGACAAACAUUUCAUUUUCAGAAAUACUCAGGAAAACCUGAACCCAGAAGACGAAGUGGACGAGUUUUUGGGUCGUGCCAUUGACGCUCGUAGCAUCGACCGUCUGCGUUCUGAACAUGUCAAGAAGUUCCUGCUGAACUUCCGUGAGCCUGAUCUGGAGAAGAAGUAUUCUAAGCAGGUGGAUUCCCGUUUCGGAGCAUACGUAGCCUGUGCCACUCUUGUCUUCUUGUUCAUCUGCUUCAUCCAGCUUGUAGUCGUUCCACCCUCCAACCUGAUGAUCGGAUUCUACGUGUCAUGUUCCAUCAUUCUCAUGGUCAUUCUGUUUGUUUCAGUCAUUUACUCCUGUUUUGGGAUUUUUCCAGUUCCUCUGCAGCAGCUGUCUAAAAAAAUCGUCCAGUCCAGACUAAACAGCACUCUGGUGGGCGUCAUUACCAUUGUUCUGGUCUUUCUCUCUGCCUUCAUAAACAUUUUCACAUGCAGCACCGAUGAUCUGAAGUUGUGUUUGAGCCAAGAGUUUAAUAUCAGCCGGAGCAGUGUGAACGCCUGCCAUGUCCGCAGCUCUGCCUUUAACUACUCGCUGUCAUCACAGAAGCACCUCUGUAACAGCUCCUUACCUGCCUGCAACUUCCCUGAGUAUUUCUCAUCAUGUGUACUGCUGAGCCUGCUAGCAUGUUCUGUCUUCUUGCAAGUGAGCAGCAUCGGGAAGCUCUUCCUCAUGCUCUUCAUUGAGAUUCUGUAUGUCCUUAUCAUGGAGGUGCCAGAGGUCAAUCUAUUUGACAAUGUGGACCUUCUGGUGAUGGCCAAUGCCAUUGAGAACGUCACUGGAACAAGCUGUGGGACAGACAGGGUUCCCCUGAAGAUUAUGACCCCAGUGGUCAUCACCGUUUUUGUACUGGCUCUCUAUUUACAUGCCCAGCAAGUGGAAUCCACUGCCAGACUGGACUUCCUGUGGAAGUUACAGGCCACAGAGGAAAAAGAAGAAAUGGAGGAGCUUCAGGCGUACAAUCGCCGUCUCCUACACAACAUCCUCCCUAAGGAUGUGGCAGCUCAUUUCCUCGCUCGGGAGCGGAGAAACGACGAGCUCUACUACCAGUCAUGCGAGUGUGUGGCCGUCAUGUUUGCCUCUAUCAGUAAUUUUUCAGAGUUCUAUGUUGAGCUGGAGGCCAAUAAUGAAGGCGUAGAGUGUCUGAGGCUUCUCAAUGAGAUCAUUGCUGACUUCGAUGAGAUCAUCAGCGAGGAUCAGUUUCGUCAGCUGGAGAAAAUCAAGACUAUCGGAAGCACGUACAUGGCAGCGUCCGGCCUGAACGACUCUACCUACGACAAGGUCGGCCGCUCACACAUCCGUGCUCUGGCUGACUAUGCCAUGCGUCUCAUGGACCAGAUGAAGUACAUCAAUGAGCACUCUUUCAAUAACUUCAAAAUGAAGAUUGGUCUUAACAUGGGUCCAGUAGUGGCUGGAGUAAUAGGGGCUCGUAAACCUCAGUAUGACAUCUGGGGAAACACAGUGAAUGUUGCCAGUCGUAUGGACAGCACGGGAGUUCCUGAAAGAAUACAGGUUACCAGUGACCUCUACCAGGUCCUCCAUUCCUAUAACUACUCACUGGAAUGUAGAGGAGUUGUCAAAGUCAAAGGCAAGGGAGAAAUGAUGACCUAUUUCCUGAAUGGUGGGCCAAGCAGCAGUUAACAUAAACCUGUGUCUUGCAGUCAUGACAUUAAAGACAUGAAGUGGCUUGAUUUCUUAAUGAAAAGCAAGGUGCUGAGCAUUGGGGUCUCUUUGCUCUGUCUAUAGUGACAGAGAAAUUGUUUAAAGAUGGCUCAUGGGGUAUUGUGACCUUUCAACAUAUUAAUAGAGGAAGUUCUCAAGAGUGAAGGUCAGGAUGUGGAGAAAGGAGUUGGAAAGUCUGUCUACAUCCACCAAAACAUCACUAAUAGAAGAGACCAAAGAAAAGCAAAGGAAUCUCAGAAAUUCAAGGCAGUUCACCUGUUCAGACUUUUCUCCUUGUGGGAGAGGGUGAGCGCUCCGAUGCUGACUAGAGGCCGUUUUCAAGCCAAAAAACUGUCUGUCGCUGAGUUUGGAAAAGUCGGCAGAUGUUUUAUGUGUAUAUGAUGCAUCUAUGAUCGUUGGGAAGCAAUCCAUGUUCUCACAGUCUCCUUAUCCUUUAAAUACUUUUGUGCUAAACAUACUGGUGCAGCAAACAACCUUCUUUUGUUUAGCACUGUGGUCGAUACCCAGAAGGAGAACUGACUGUGUUCUGUGUCUGGCUAUUUCAGUAGGACAUCAGACUGCUCACAUUCUGUGUUUAAACACACACACACACACAGACACACACACACACACACACACAGAUGUAGACAGAAAAGUGUUUUUCACUGAAGAAAAGACAUGACAACUUGCUGAACCGAAGACACUCUGGAGGAGAGAAAUAACUGUCAAACCUGCGUUUAUUUUGUAUCUUUGAGAUUUUGUAUUUUGUCUCAAAAAACCAAACCUUAUCAAAGCUAUUUUAGAUUCUAUAUUUUGUACAUUAAUAUAUUAGAGCGAUGUCUAUAAACAGAGGUGUGUAUUCAGAUGUGUAUAUAUAAAGAAAAUUGCAACAAUCAUGUAUAUUUUAAUGGAGAAAAUCUCAUUUUCUUUCACCUUUACUCUCCUUUUGCAUCAAAGCUAUUUCAGGUUCACAAAAAAUUAUAAAAAAAAAAAAAGAGAGACAGAGAAAGAGAGAAUAGUGUCUUUUAUCCUACAGUGUGUUUCACCGUAGAAAAAAAUUGCAGGAUUUUUCCACAGCCAACGUUGUCUAAGCUAAUAAACCAUUUAAGUUUAUGUAUUAAGUGGGGAUGUACUAGAUGCCCCACACCUCUAUGGCCGUUUUUUGCACUGUACGUCUGCCUUUCUUAGUAUCAUACACUGCUUUCCCCUCCCAGCUCAAUCAGAUGGUACGACCCAAUGAAUGUUCAGUUUCUCCAGUGAGGCCUUUGUACGUCCAGAACACUGAGUAACCACUAAGCAUCAGUGCCAUGCUCCUCAGGAGUGCUUUAGGCACAUCUUUCUUCACUUCAGCUGGAAGGGAUCUUCAGUGUGUUUUUGCCAACUACAUGCAGACAGUCGCUAAAUUAUCCCAUUUUCUUUAACAAAGAAAGUUACUAAAGAUGCUAGUUGAUGUCAGUCUUUAAGCAUUGUCUGUUACAGCAUGUGCAGUCGCAGGUUUUCGCAAGGAAGCAGCGUAUCGUGUACGGGAACAGAAUUUAGAUUUUCCUGUAGACAUUCGGUCACAACUUUACUACUGUGAGGGGUAUCAAAAUUUAUUUGCUCUUUGCAGGGGAAAAAUGCAGUGCCAUAUAUUUUAACGUCACUUUGUGAACACCCAAAAAAAGAGACGCUACAGUGAUGUCAACAUUGUAUGUUUUGGUAUUUUCUGUUUUAUUCGAAAUUGCAGUUGGAGGAGUUUUGGCUUCAGUUCAAUGCAGGUUCAGCACAAUUAACCCUCCUGUUAUGUUCAGUUUCCAGGUCAGAUUACCCUGAAUGACACAUUGACCAAUUUAUUUCUUUUUUAUUAAAUGUGUGAUUUUUAAUUUCAAUAUAUAUUAUAUUUUAAUUAUUUUUAUUGGGUCCACCAAGGAUUCCUUAGCCAUAAUAAUAUAAUUCAAAAAAAUAUUGUGAACAACAAUGAACAAAUGUCAGCUACCCUGCGAGUGUUUGGUAACAUGCCACUGUUCGUGGCUAUGUUAGUGUGCAUGUCUUUGCAGGAGAGACGGACAGACUCAGUAGAUUUGUCAGAGAGGGAGUGUGCCUCAUGAUCCUUUUUCCUCGCUUAUUUUCCCUCCUCCCUUAUUGUCACAUGUACGAAUAAUCUUUUCUUGCAUGGUCCUGUAGUUGCUGUAAAAUCUGCAUUUUCCAUUACUGUACUAUAAGAUUGUUGAGGUUGAAUUAGUGUGUGAGGAGUGAGCUGAGACGACGUGUGGUGGAGGCUAAAAUAAAUAAGGAAGGGAGAAUCUGAUUUUUAUUUUUUCCUAUGUCUAAGGCUUCCAUGUUUCCAUGCUUCCAUUUAUUUUGGAAUCUUAACCAGGUCAAUUUGACCAACAACAUAAUAGGAGGGUUAAACAUGCAUGACAAUUAUGAUGAAUUGUACGAUGUAUAACCACAUCUCUUCCUCUUAGAUGUCGAGGUUCUGAGGCUGUUUGUCUGUAUUUUGAGGACAGUGCUCCUUAUAAUAAUGGAUAUUGCUGGACUGCAGAAUUCAGAGCUAAUUUAUGGUUUGUUUUUCUUUAUCUGUGAUGUCAAACACUAUACCCAUUUUUUUUACAUUCAAAUAAAUCACUUCAAUGUUUAUAUAUUCUGGAAAUAAAUUAGGCCAUCAGUGUUUA
This is a messenger RNA of Tachysurus fulvidraco (yellow catfish), 7445 nucleotides long. It is a transcript of the gene adcy5, whose product is annotated as adenylate cyclase 5. The transcript is spliced from 21 exons. Gene Ontology annotation, cellular component: plasma membrane. Bases 1174 to 4770 code for a protein of 1198 amino acids. The record is from RefSeq and is a predicted model, not a curated record. Gene Ontology annotation, biological process: adenylate cyclase-activating G protein-coupled receptor signaling pathway; intracellular signal transduction; adenylate cyclase-inhibiting G protein-coupled receptor signaling pathway. Gene Ontology annotation, molecular function: adenylate cyclase activity. Lineage: Eukaryota; Metazoa; Chordata; Actinopteri; Siluriformes; Bagridae.